Messenger RNA from Paramuricea clavata, 1044 nucleotides. Lineage: Eukaryota; Metazoa; Cnidaria; Anthozoa; Malacalcyonacea; Plexauridae. The record is from the annotation of a GenBank genome assembly.
GCUGUCGUCACUCCGUUGGGCUUUCUUUUCUGGACCAUAUUCCGUGAAUCGCCGUUCACUUUUCAUCCCGCCAUUCACAUCACAACAUGGUUCAGUAUUGUAGCUCUUCUACCUAUGGUACCAGCGAUUUUUAUAUACAAUACUGGGUAAGCAAUGCAUUUUGAUUCCAUAUACCAAUACUGUAUAACAAACAGGGCCGUUGAAAGCAGGGGCGGCGCCGAGGCAGGGGGGGGGGCUAGGCCCCCAAUCAUUUCCUCACCCAUUAUUAUUAUUAUUAUUUAAAUAUAUUUAUGCACGGUAACCUUUCACUUUCCUGUUUUCAAAAGGGUGUGCUUUAAUCUAUUUACAUUAAUUAAUUUGAGUAAAAAUCUAAAAUGAUACAACCAUAUACGACACACAAAUUUCACAUGCAAGAUAAUUAUAUAACAAGGUAUUUCCAGGCAUGAUAACAGCCAACAACGUGUUUCCAUUACAAAUACAUUUUGUACUGAUGUUUCCAUCAUUAACUUUAGCUGUUCUGAAUUAAUCGCUUGAAUGAAUUUAAGGACAGACAUUCAUAAUUUGUCUACAAUUUCGCGAGGGAAAUAUAUUAUUCCAAGAUACUGCUUAUUCCAAGAUACCCAUGAGGAUUCUAAUUCUUUUCAUACUUGCCCAGGCCUAUAUAUAAAUAGGAUCAAAACCAAUUCAUGCUUAUGAUUACAUACAGAACACACGUUGUUUCAAACUCCUGGGGGAGGGGAUGAAGCUUAAGUUCUAAAAAGUUAUAAAGUGCUUUACAAAAUCUUGAAUUUUUGACAACAAAUAUUUUUUCGCUAUGACAUAAGCAAUGACAUAAGCUAUGACAAAAUUCUGUGGGUGUCAGACUGUGGUAUGGUAUCUUCAACAGUCUUGAUUGAUAACCUGUCCACAAACGGGGCUAAAAAUACAUAUUUGAUUGUUUAUAUUUGUAGUCAAGAGGAAGGCGAAAGAAGUAUCGUUGACCCAGAGAAAGCCCCUUUAAAGGAGAACCCCUUUAAAGCGUUCGAAAACAAGGGAGGGCCAUGA